CACACAUAACGUUAUAAUCCUUCCUUAUGAAUUCUUCAUAUGACGAGGAAGAGCCUCAAGAGGACCCUUAUUGCGUUGGCUGCCAUCGUCUAAUUGAAGAAGGGUCCGUCGUUCAAUUUGGAGAAGGCAUUUGGCAUUUUGAAUGCUUCCGUUGUGCAAAAUGUCAUGCCCAAGUUGAAUGCGACUCCAACCUCUUACUACUCUUUGACGGCAGUCCUGUAUGCGAAAACUGUUCUUACAACUGUCAUGUAUGCCACCAGACCAUUCGUGAUGAAGCCAUCAUGACUGGCGAAGAGGCUUAUCAUGCUGAUUGUUUCCGCUGCGUACAAUGCGGUAACAAGAUUGAAGACCUGGUGUUCACUCAGACCAGCAAGGGUAUUUUCUGUACAGCUUGUCAUGAAAUACGCAAACAACUCAAAUUGAAACGAAAGGAAGACAAGUCUCGCAAAACCACUUCGGCGGAAUAUGCAAUGAACAAACAAUUGCCACAGAUUCCCAACCCCCCUUCGCACUCAUCGAAUCGACCUGUUCCAAUUACCCAGCUUCUGGACUCACAAUUAAUUAAUGAUUAUCUACAGUCACCGAGCCCUGAUCGACGGGACUAUAACGGCCGAAGAGGAGAAUCUAUGGACGUUCCAAACAGAAGCGAUUUGAACGUAGUACGAGAAGGCGGGCGUAAUCGAAGUGAAUCGGUGGAUCAGCUUUCGCAAAGACCUAAGCUUGGCUUCCUUGACAGACCAGAAGACCUUGCUGCCUCACGCCAAGCCUCGGCAAGCUCCAUCCUAAACUCAUAUUCCGACGCAUCUAAAGGGGUCACUACCUCUAAGAUUAGGUCCCGUAUGUCGCUAGAGUCACAACGAUUAUCUGAGCUCAACACAUUGCUGGACAACCCUAAUGGGAACGAUGAAUCACCGCCCUCGUCUUCACCGCCUACUUCGUUUUAUCAUUCUUUAGAGGACGAUACGUUAGAGCAACUAACGCUGGAUGGAACGAAGCAUGAUGAAGCUUAUGUUGAAAACCUUAAAAAACAGUUACGAGCCACCUUGACUCGCUUACGAGAAGUGGAGACCAACUUUUCAAAAAUCAAGUCCGUCAGCCGAAAUGCCUUGAAUGAAUUCAACUUGGCUAAGGAGGAGUUUGCAUAUGAAGUGUCGGCUAGGCAAUCCGCCGAAGAAUCCUCUAGAAAAGCCAUGGCUCAACUUAAAGCUUUGCAGGAUGCCGAUGCCAAUGGCAAGACUGAAUAUGUUCGGGUUUCUAGAGAGGAAAUCAGUAACUUGGGUUUGACUCGCAAUGAAUUGGAUAUUACUUGCAAGCAAUUGCGCACUGUCAGGGAGUCUCUGUCUCGAGAAAUUUCAGAGCUUUCAGAAAAAUAUCAAACAGGUCUUUCCAGCUACAUCAGCCCUUCCGUACACCUCGAACACCACCAACAAGCAUUACAACAGGAAAUUAAAUCGCUUCAGCUGGAAAGAGAGAUGGUCAAGAAUGACAUUGAAAAACACACGAAAUUGAGGGAUGAGGUUAUUCAUGAAACCGUCAUGCUGAACCUCAAGAUGGCCGAAUUGACCGACUUGAACAACGACUUAUCUCGGAGAGUGACGGAGCGAGAACGUGAAGCUGCUGCGGUCAUGGCUGGAACGGCAUUCCUCAACCCCACGCUAUCUCCACCUUCCAAGCAUAACCCUCACCAUCAGCAUCAAGACAGUUUGACGUCCAACCGAUCAUCGAAUGAACUUGCCACUAAUCAGACUACGGUUAAAAAGGUCGCACAACGAGAUAGUUUCAAUGGCACACAAGCACCUCGCAAAUUCAACUUUCGAAAAAACAAGGGAGGCAAUCGAUUUGGCAAACUCGGUAAUACUACUGCGGGCAGUCAUCCAAAAGGCCGUUCACCUCCUCUGAUGAAUGGCGAGCCUUCCUCGUAUGGCAGCGACAACAAUACACUUAUGGGCCCACCCAUGCCAACCCCUUCCAUCUCGGAAUCGUCCGGUAUUCGACGAGACAAGCGUACCAUGGGAUCCCCUCCGCCCAAUAGCGAGUCUUCUGUUCAGCUCUUUACCCAAUAUCAAGGACAGCAUGAACUUGUUCAAGCGUCUUUCCUACGACCGGUCAAGUGCGAAAUUUGCGGAGAUAAGAUUUGGGGACGAAAUGAACUCAAGUGUCAAGCUUGUGGAUCCAUUAUUCAUCAGAAAUGUUUGCCUCAUCUUCCCAACAAAUGCAAUCGCAAACUUUUCUCGGAGCAACAAGGAAGUGAUGCGAGCGAUAAGGCACAAUCCAUGUUUGGCAAUGAGCUUGCUAACCAAGUUCGAUCCGAUGGUGGGUCGCUCCCCCUUCUGGUUAAACAAUGUGUGGAAGCAGUUGAAAAGCGUGGACUGGAUUUCGAAGGCAUUUAUCGUAAAUCAGGUGGUGCUAGCCAGAUGAGAUUCAUCCAACAGGCUUUUGACCAAGGCGAUGCUAUCGAUCUGACCGACGAUGAUCAAUUCAAUGAUAUAUGCGCCAUUACCAGUGUCUUGAAGACGUAUUUCCGCGAGCUACCUAAUCCACUUCUUACCUAUGAACUUCACAACAAGUUCAUUGACGCUAUCACUAAUAAGGCUCGGGAUGAUCAAAUCCAAACCUUUUAUCAACUCGUCCAACAACUUCCUGCUGAAAAUUACAAUACUCUCAAGUAUUUGAUGCUUCACUUGGAUAAAGUGCGACAAAAUAGUGCGGAUAACCUCAUGACGAAUGCCGUCAUCGAAUUCAUUCUCAACCAUAUGUAUGUACUGUUUAACCGAUCAUCGCUUGAAGAAGAACCGCCAAAGACUUCUAGCCCUGCCGUCUCUACUGCCUCCGUAGAAGGCCAUCGUCGGGCAGCCUCAUCCGAUGAUCGAAGACGUGCUAUCGUCCCUCCAGCUAUUCCUCCACGAGCUGGUGGUGAUUACAUAUAAAUCAUUUAUAGCUAACUAUUUUGUGCUCAAUAUUCCCCCCUUCCCUUCACGUAUACAUUUUCAUCUCAUGUAACGCUUUCCUUUCCUUCAUUACUCUGUUCCACCUUCGCCCCCAGGUCCUUUCGCUGGUCGGAAGUACCCGACACCAUCCAUAUGGUAA
This is a messenger RNA of Umbelopsis ramanniana AG, 3087 nucleotides long. RefSeq lists its product as uncharacterized. The transcript has 12 exons. The record is from RefSeq and is a predicted model, not a curated record. Lineage: Eukaryota; Fungi; Mucoromycota; Umbelopsidomycetes; Umbelopsidales; Umbelopsidaceae. Bases 27 to 2927 code for a protein of 966 amino acids. Gene Ontology annotation, biological process: signal transduction.